GCACCGCCCUCUAGUUUAGUCGAGUUGUUGGAGUAAUUAAAAGGCCACCCCCACUCGCGCCACACUCUGGCCUCCCACUGCCCACAUGCGCGCACAGUCCACUCUCCACUCCUACCCAGCUGCUUUUCCGGCGAGCAGCAGAGCUGAGCUCCGUCGCCAGUAGCCUCAGACCAGCGCCGAACUCAACUAGCUAGCCGCCGCCACCGGUAGGUUAGGUCGCGCGCCAUGAGCAAGGAGAAGCACCACCGCGACUGGAUCCUCCGGCGCUGCUGCGGCGCCUUCUGCGCCUGCUUCCUCACGCUCGCCGCCGUGGUGGGCUUCAUCGUGCUCGUCAUCUACCUGGCGCUCCACCCCUCCAAGCCCUCCUUCUACCUCCAGGACGUGCAGCUCCGCUCCAUCGACCUCAGCGACCCCGCGCUCUCCCUCAACCUCCAGGUGACGAUCGCGUCGCGCAACCCGAACGAGCGCGUGGGCGUCUACUACAUGAGCCUGGACGCGUUCGCGACGUACCGGGACGAGCCGGUGACGGUGGCGGUGGCGCUGCCGGCCAUCUACCAGGGCCACAAGGACGCGUCGGUGUGGUCGCCGGUGCUGGCGGGGGAGUCGGUGCCGGUGUCGGGGGGCGCGGCGGACGCCAUGCGGCAGGACAUCGCGGCCGGGUACGUGCUGCUCCACGUCCGGGUGGAGGGGCGCGUCAAGUGGAAGGUCGGCAGCUGGGUCUCGGGCGGGUACCACCUCUCCGUCAACUGCCCCGCGCUGCUCGCCACCUCGGGCGGCGCCGCCGCCGGCGGGGCCUUCGCCUUCAGCGCCGCGGCCGGCGGCGCCGUCCCCGCCGGCGUCAACACCACAGUCUCGCUCAAGUUCACGCACCCCGCCGACUGCACCGUCGACGUGUGAUGCAUGACCUCUGACGACGGCCGGGCGACGGGCGUCCGUUCGCUCAGUCGCCGUUCGUGCGUACGAUGACCCGUCGCUCGCGCGUAGCUAUCGACGAUGCAGCAACCAGCAAUCUUGUAGCAGUUGAAAAUUAAUGUUCCUCUCCUUAAUUGUUAUUUCCCAACCCUUUUUUCCCCCGAACCUGUGCAGAAUAAAUUAUUAAAGCUAGUACUCUACAUGAACGCACUCUGUCUCGUAGAUUUGCAAUUUAUAAUCAUGUAAUAUUUCCAACGAAAUAGAAUUAAUUUAUUGUUGA
Panicum virgatum (switchgrass) is the source of this 1192-nucleotide messenger RNA. RefSeq names its product NDR1/HIN1-like protein 12. The record is from RefSeq and is a predicted model, not a curated record. NCBI's taxonomy places the organism in Eukaryota, Viridiplantae, Streptophyta, Magnoliopsida, Poales, Poaceae. The transcript has 2 exons. Gene Ontology annotation, biological process: defense response to other organism. The coding region runs from base 226 to 897 and encodes 223 amino acids.